CAGCAGCAUGAGGAGUUGGUACGGGGGCCCAUGGCAGAUUACGGGUCUGGCAGCAGCAAUGGGAGGCCGUACAGGGACCCAUGACACACUCUGGACCUGGCAGCAGCAUGAGGAGGCGGUACAGGGGCCCAUGACAGAUUACGGGCCUGGCAGCAGCAUGAGGAGUCAGUACGGGGGCCCAUGACACACUCUGGACCUGGCAGCAGCAUGAGGAGGCGGUACAAGGGCGCAUGACAGAUUACGAGCCUGGCAGCAGCAAGCAAGCGACAACAGGGGCACAUGACAGAUUACGGGCCUGGCAGCA
This is a messenger RNA of Staurois parvus, 304 nucleotides long. NCBI's taxonomy places the organism in Eukaryota, Metazoa, Chordata, Amphibia, Anura, Ranidae. The record is from the annotation of a GenBank genome assembly.